Messenger RNA from Notechis scutatus (mainland tiger snake), 639 nucleotides. Lineage: Eukaryota; Metazoa; Chordata; Lepidosauria; Squamata; Elapidae. The record is from RefSeq and is a predicted model, not a curated record.
UGCAUUUCUGAACCUUGUGAUGAGCUUGCAAAGAAAAACCCCGUGCAGGUCAAUGACAGAGUUCAGAAGCUGCUGGCCAUGGCGCUCUUCAAGAUCAUCGUCCCGCUCCUGAUCGGGUUGGGUGCUUACUAUUACUACCCACAGGAAACUUUCUCUGCAGAGAUGGUGCGAGGAAUGCGCGUGUUGGUGACGGGUUCAAGUUCGGGCAUCGGGGAGCAAAUGGCCUACGAGUUCGCACGGAUGGGAGCCCACCUGGUGCUGACUGCCAGGAAGGAGGAGCAACUGCAGAAGGUGGUGAAGAAGUGCCAGGACCUGGGCGCCAGUUCUGCCCACUAUGUGGUGGCGGACAUGGGCAACCUGACCGAUGCCCAGAAGGUGGUGGAAGAAACUAAGGCCAAGUUGGGAGGUCUCGACCAGCUAGUUCUGAACCACGCGGGAGGAACCUCCUUUGGUCCAUUCAAAGGAACAAUUGAGCCCGUGAUCAAGUCGAUGACCGUGAACUUCUUCAGCUACGUCCAGUUGACCAUUUGUGCCAUGGACCUGCUGCUGGAAUCUAAGGGGAACAUCGUAGUCGUCUCCUCCAUGAGCGGUAGGUACCGCAAUCCUCACAGGCACCCGGGUGGAUCCCGCAGUGAGUGA